AUGGCUUCUGCAAUUUUUACUCCCAAUUCAUAUUUGUCUUCUACGUCAUCUAAGCCCUCUAUUUGUGCUUUCUCAAAUUCAGCAAUUAUAAUCCCCAAAUAUGUGAAUUUUCAGUAUUUGAAAUGCAUUCCUCAACUGAGUGCUGGUCACUUUUCUCCUUGGAACGGUCUUAAGAAUCUGGGCAUCUCAAUCUCGCAACGUUCUGUUAAAAUAGAAAGAAAGGGCAAAUGUAGAGGUAAGGGAGCGUAUGCAUCUCUAUUUGGAGUUGGGGCUCCUGAGGCUCUGGUCAUUGGAGUGGUGGCUUUGUUAGUUUUUGGGCCGAAGGGUCUUGCUGAGGUUGCUCGUAACCUGGGGAAAACUUUACGGGCAUUCCAACCUACAAUUAGAGAACUUCAGGAAGUUUCAAGAGAAUUUAAAAGCACACUUGAACGAGAAAUUGGUCUUGAUGAAACUGAAAAUCCAGUGAGAAAGAGUCCAUCAUCAAAUGCUAAAUCCGAAGACUCAGAAUUGAAUGUUGACCCCAAUGGUUCUCCCCCCGAACCCGAGGAUCCCUUAGCAGUGCAACUGAGAAAUACUCUUGCUCAGCUACAGAAAGAGCAAUCUGAGGCCGAGUCUCAAGAUACUGCACAAGAAGUUGCUUCAAAAAUACCUCCGACUGAAAGCCCCGAAAAUAAUGCUGUUGAAGAGGCUCCAUCAGCAGUGGAACCCCCACCAGAGCCUGAAAAUAUUGCUGUUCAAGAAGUUGCAUCAGCAGUAGUUCAGCCAGUGAAGCCCAAAAGCAAUGAACUUCAAGAAGUUGCACCAUCAGUAGCUCAGCCAGUGAAGCCCGAAAGCAAUGAACUUCAAGAAGUUGCACCAUCAGUAGCUCAGUCAGUGAAGCCUGAAAUCAAUGAACUUCAAGAAGUUGCUUCUGCAGUGGCUCCUCCUUCAAAGCCCGAAAACGAGACAUGA
This is a messenger RNA of Fraxinus pennsylvanica, 951 nucleotides long. The record is from the annotation of a GenBank genome assembly. Lineage: Eukaryota; Viridiplantae; Streptophyta; Magnoliopsida; Lamiales; Oleaceae.